AUUUCAUUCUCUAGCAUGUUUGAAUCUUGAUGGUUGAGUUCUAAACCAGGAGUUUUGAUUGACACGGGAAGGCGUUUAGUCCACCGGUACUAGCUGCGGAGAAGAUGGUUAAUUUCGGGGAGAUACUGACCGAAAUCGGGGAUUUUGGAACUUUUCAGGUGCGGCUCCUUCUGGCAAUAUGCAUACCCAACUUCUUCACCGCUUUCCACAUGUUCUCCCAGGUGUUCACCGGUCUCCCGUUCAGUCACCACUGCAAUACAGAUUGGAUCUUGAAAGUGGGGCCCAAUUUGACGCACGACCAAAUAAUGAACCUGACAAUCCCCGUGGACGACACAGGACACUAUUCCAGCUGCUCAAUGUUUACACCUGUGGACCUGGACUUGGAGACUAUUGAAGCAUACGGGCUGAACGACACGACCCAAUGCACUGAUGGAUGGUACUUUGACGCUCCUCAAGGAAGCACAUCAAUAAUACAAGAGUUCAGCUUGGUCUGUGACAAUGCCCCAAUCAACGAGGCUUCUCAGUCCAUUUAUAUGUCUGGACUCCUGAUUGGUGCUUUGAUCCUUGGACCAAUGGCGGACAAAUAUGGACGGCGAUUUGUCUUGCUGCUGUCCCUGCUGCUUGAGUUGCUGUUUGGAGUGGCAGUGGCCUUUUCCCCAAACAUAUAUGUUUACAUCGCCUUACGAUUCGUCGUCGGCAUUGCAGUCUCAGGGAUAGUGAUGAACGCCUUUGUCUUAGGUGCAGAGUGGUGUGGCACGUCAAAGCGAGCCCUCUUCACCAUCGUGACCCACAGCUGCUUCGCCGUGGGCCAAAUGCUGCUCUCGGGCAUCUCCUUCGCCAUCAGAGACUGGAGGCUGCUGCAGUUGGUGCUCUCCGCACCGCUCGUGCUGCUGGGGGUGCACUACUGGCUUCUUCCAGAAUCGGCUCGUUGGCUUCUUACGCAGGGACGACAAGAUGAGGCUCGGAAGGAGAUUCAGAAAGUUGCACGGGUCAACAAAAGGGACGUUCCAGAAAAACUGCUAGAUCAGCUAGAGGCCGAUAGCACAACGGAAACUGGCACGAUAUUGGACCUCUUCAGAGUUGCCUACCUGAGAAAAAGGGCCCUCAUCAUGUGCUAUAUCUGGUUUGUCACCAGCCUGGUGUACUACGGUGUGAGCCUGAACGUUGGGAGCUUUGGCCUGGACAUCUACCUCACCCAGCUGAUAUUUGGCAUGGCUGAGAUUCCCUCUCGCCUUGGUUGCUUACCCCUCAUCGAGCGCUUUGGCAGGCGCAUCUGCCUCAGCAUAGCCCUGUUCAUCAGUGGAGCUGCCUGCCUCGUCGUGCCUGCCAUACCAGAGGCGAUACCUGUGGCGUUGACAGUGAUCGCUGUGCUAGGGAAGUUCUUCUCUGCAGCUGCUUUUAUGAUUGUGUAUACCUACACCGCUGAGCUCUACCCCACAGUCAUGAGGCAGAGUGGUGUGGGCAUAAACUCCAUGUUUGCACGGGUGGGGGGGAUCCUGGCCCCCCUGAUCUGGCUCCUGAAGGUGUACCACAGGGCUGUCCCCAUGGUCAUCUAUGGUUCCUUGCCCUUCCUUGGGGGGGCGCUCUGCUUCCUCCUGCCCGAGACCCUCAACACGGAGCUGCAGGAUCACGCAGAACCAGAGAAGGAACAUCUGUCAGUAGAAAACCCUGCACACUCCACGCCCUCCCCAGAGAAAGAGUAACAUUUGUGCUUGGGAUGAUUUGUGGCAUUAACUUUUGUGGUUGGAAUAUUAUUUGCACUGCGUUGAUGAGCUGAAUAUCGAAUAUCUGUGAGCCCACUAACACUCAUCCUCAAAGCAAAAGGAACAGUUUGGAUAUUUACAUAUCACGGUUUACAUUCCAUUUGGCACUUUGGCACCCAGAUUGUUACUUGGCAAUGGAAGAUUACCCGGAUUAUUGCUUGCAUUGCUUCGUCGCAAAAUGACUUUUUUUUUUACUUUUGCAUGUUAUUAUUGGAAAUGACUGUUCAGGCGGCCUUUCAUCUACAAGUAUGCAUGAAUUCCUGCCAUUAUGAUAAAAUGCAUUUGGCAAAGCAAUUCAAUGCAAUGCCCCAAUACAAAAAUGUAAAUUACCUGAAAAAAAUCCAAAAAAUUUUUCAUUUUGCAACGAAGCUCUUCAGUUGUUGUGUUGUUCUGAAUAUCUGUCCAUACACCAGUGGUUCUCAAACUGGGGACCAGGACCCCUAGGAGGUACUGAAGGGGUCACGGACAAAAGGGACAUUGCAUGAAAAUGGGAAAAACGCAGGUUAACAGCCAACCGCUAAUAGAUGUAUUUGCUGUCCUGCGGAUUUCUAGCAAUAUUAGUGGACAAACUAUUAAUGGAAAGUCUAGCAAUAUUAAUGGACAAAAAAUUACCUAAAUUGCUAGAAAUCCAUUGCUAGGCCAAGACUGAUGGUGUGUGGGGUGGUGGUGAAAAUAUUCUUAAAUCCAAAAGGGUCCUUGCUGAAAAGGUGUAUGAACCACUGCCAUACACCAACUCCCUGUCCUCACAGUAAUAUUACACUUGCGAUAAUGGUUUGCACUUGUUUUGUCCUUCUGAAUACAGUAUCUGUCUGGACACCAAAUCACAGCAAUACUAACAUUUUGAAUGAUGAUUCAUAGACGUUUGCUGUCCACCGACAUUGGCACUAACUUUGCUACUCAGUUUUAUUUGGGAUUUUUCCGUUGUUCUGAAAAACUGUCAACACACCGAUACUCAUCCUAGCAGCUACAGUAAUAUUUGUGAUAAUGGAUAACAAUGGAUUUACUUCCCAAUUUUCACUUUUACAUUCAAAAUAUUAUUUGCACGCCUGCUCUGUUGUUGUGAAGGUCUGUCCGUACACCAAUAUAGUAUAGUAAUAUUAUAGUAAAUUUAGUAAACUCCCAUUGGCACUAAGACCAUUAUUGAUCUGAAUAUCCAUCAGUACAGCAACACUCAUCCCCCAACAGUAACAUUUGUCAUGAUGAUUUUUUAAAUUAUAUAAU
Molecule: messenger RNA, 2984 nt
Organism: Engraulis encrasicolus (European anchovy)
Lineage: Eukaryota; Metazoa; Chordata; Actinopteri; Clupeiformes; Engraulidae
Product: solute carrier family 22 member 13-like
Exons: 9
Coding region: 105-1703 (532 amino acids)
Biological process (GO): transmembrane transport
Cellular component (GO): membrane
Molecular function (GO): transmembrane transporter activity
Source: RefSeq, a predicted model, not a curated record